AUGGCCAGCCCUUCUCGUUGGCGUAGAUUAUCAUCAUCAUCAUCUCCAUCUCUAUAUCAACUAACUCGUCGUCACUUAUCUUCUUCGUUUGGCCCUCCUCCACCAAUCUCUCCUCGCCGAGUUGUCGUCACCGGUAUGGGCUUGGUGACUCCUCUCGGCUGUGGGGUGGAAACGACGUGGAAGCGCUUGAUAGAGGGAGAGUGUGGUGUUCGGGCAAUAACACCAGAGGAUCUCAAAAUGAAUUCUUCUUUCGAUAGAGAAACUCAGCAAUACACUUUUGAUCAACUCACGUCUAAAGUUGCUGCUGUCGUGCCUUGCGGCGCCAAAACUGGUGAAUUCAAUGAGGAUUUAUGGCUUAAUUCUAAGGAGCAUCGAUCAAUUGCAAGGUUUAUAGGCUAUGCUCUGUGUGCGGCUGAUGAAGCUCUUAAAGAUGCAAAAUGGUUGCCCACAGAGCAGGAACAGAAGGAAAGAACGGGUGUCUCUAUUGGUGGAGGAAUUGGAAGCAUAACUGAUGUACUGGAUGCCUCACAAAUGAUUUGUGAGAAGCGACUUCGACGGCUUAGUCCUUUUUUCAUCCCGCGGAUAUUAAUUAACAUGGCAUCUGGUCAUGUGAGCAUGAAAUAUGGAUUCCAGUCCAUUGGUGGACCGAUGGAAACUUCUUGUGCUACUGGAGCACAUUCUGUUGGCGAUGCUACAAGGAUGAUUCAGUUUGGGGAUUCAACUGUUAUGGUGGCUGGAGGGACAGAUUCCAGCAUAGAUGCUUUAUCUAUAGCAGGAUUUUGCAGGUCUAGGGCAUUAACCACAAAGCACAAUUCCAUGCCUCUAGAAGCUUCUCGACCUUUUGAUUGUGAUCGGGAUGGAUUUGUGAUAGGUGAAGGUUCUGGAGUCUUGGUAUUAGAAGAACUUGAGCAUGCAAAAGAACGAGGAGCAAAAAUUUAUGCAGAGAUUCGUGGCUAUGGGAUGUCAGGUGAUGCAUAUCACAUUACUCAACCACAUCAUGAUGGAAGAGGAGCUAUUUUGGCCAUGACACGUGCCUUGAAACAGUCUGGUCUUCAUCCCAAUCAAGUGGAUUACAUUAAUGCCCAUGCCACAUCUACCCCUUUAGGUGAUACUGUAGAAGCCAGUGCCAUCAAAACUCUAUUCUCUGGUCACGCAACAUCAGGUGCUUUGGCAUUGUCUUCCACAAAGGGUGCCAUCGGUCAUCUGCUAGGAGCUGCUGGUGCUGUUGAAGCCAUAUUUGCAAUUUUAGCAAUACACCAUGCUUUUGAAAAAGCAAACAACAAGGAGCUGUACGGAAUUGCACCGUUGACACUUAACCUCAAUAAACCAGAUCCCAUCUUCAAAGACAAUUUUAUGCCAUUGACUGCCUCAAAAGAGAUGCCAGUAAGAGCAGCUGUGACAAAUUCUUUUGGCUUUGGAGGAACAAAUGCAUCUCUACUUUUCACCUCUGUGUUAUAA
Dovyalis caffra is the source of this 1458-nucleotide messenger RNA. NCBI's taxonomy places the organism in Eukaryota, Viridiplantae, Streptophyta, Magnoliopsida, Malpighiales, Salicaceae. The record is from the annotation of a GenBank genome assembly.